Messenger RNA from Morus notabilis, 4122 nucleotides. RefSeq lists its product as uncharacterized. Gene Ontology annotation, biological process: mitotic DNA replication checkpoint signaling; DNA damage checkpoint signaling; DNA repair. NCBI's taxonomy places the organism in Eukaryota, Viridiplantae, Streptophyta, Magnoliopsida, Rosales, Moraceae. The transcript has 16 exons. The record is from RefSeq and is a predicted model, not a curated record. The coding region runs from base 769 to 3747 and encodes 992 amino acids. Gene Ontology annotation, molecular function: ATP hydrolysis activity; ATP binding; chromatin binding.
UCCUUCCAAAACCCUAAAUUCCCAAAUCCGCAAUCCUCCAACGACCCAAUUGCACCCGAUCCCAUGGAUAAUUCAGCACCCGAGAACGAUCAUUCCCCGCAGGAGCUCAGUCCCGGCGAGCUCCGGCCGACUCCGCCGUCGGAGCGGAGAUCCGUCCGCCGGAGACUGGUCCAGUCGACGCUUUUCCCUCUCAAACCCCAACCUCAAGAACGGGAAGCGAAUGGAGACGCCGCUAAGGGCGAGAGAGAUCGCAACGAAGACGAGAACAGUGAGGAGGAGUGCACUGGGAGUCAGAGCAAGAGAAAAAGAAAGCCGAAGGGAAAAUCGACACCUACGAAGAGAUCUUCCGAGAAGGUAAAAGGAAAACGAUCUGGAAGUAAUACUCCGAAGAAAGAUUUAACUAAUACACAGAGCGAGGAUGCACCUCUUGCAAUCCCUAAUUUGCGGUUUGAGGCAAAAAUGACAGCCCAGGAAAAUUCUCGGAUAUUUGCAGGAAAGCAAAUACAUCCCUUCUUCUCAUCGUGUAAAACAAGCAAGAAAAGUCAAGAGGUGAUUGACUUAGUGAGCAACCAGUUCGCAGCUGGUAGAGACAAAAAAGAGAUAACUUGUGGCCCAAUCCAUGUAUUUGAAAGGACCCAGGACAACGCAGAGGCACUUGAUUGGAGAACCUGGACGUUUCAUGAGGGAAUCUUCAUGAAUAGCAAUUCUGUAUUAGAAAACGCAUGCUCAUCCAUUUUUUAAGGAUCUGUUGAGUGCUUAAGUUUUAAUAUGCUUUCAAUUAAUUCAAAUCCCAGCAACACAUCAGUUCUUCAGGACACGGUUUCUUUUGAUCAGUGUCCUAUUCAAGAAGAAUGUUUUUAUGAAACAGCACCAACAGCCUUUGACUUAUCAAAUGACGAGAAAGUGAUUUGCUAUCAGCCCUUAAAGGAUGCAGAAUUAAUUCAAAUAAAUUACUCCCAGGACAGUGAGGUAACUAAAGUUGAUUCCUUCAGUGGGCAUACUGGUGUAGUAAUGAAGCCAGACAUUGGGCAACAAAGUAGAUUUCUCGAGGAAAGAAUGAAGUCGUACUAUUUUGAUUGUGGUAAUCAACCAAGGGAUAGCUUAUGGACCUAUAAGUACCAGCCAAAAAAUGCCCUGGAGGUAUGUGGCAACGAUGAAUCUGUGAAUUUUUUGAGUCAGUGGCUCCAGCAUUGGCGUGAAAGAAAUUUUCGUAUCAGCAAGGAAACUAUUAAUUGUGAUACAGGUGACAGGGGAGAUGGCGAUUAUAUUUGUUCUGAAAGUGACUCUGAUUUAGAAAAAGAACGGGAAGGGGGUGGCCUGAAAAAUGUACUCUUAGUUACUGGGCCGGUUGGGAGUGGAAAGUCUGCUGCUAUUUAUGCUUGUGCACGAGAGCAAGGAUUUGAGGUUUUGGAGGUCAGCGCAUCAGAAUGUCGAAAUGGAGCUCUUGUGAAGCAGAGGUUUGGUGAGGCUUUAGAAUCACGUCAACUUAAAAGGUCACUGGGAAACCCUGUGGGUUCACUGAGUAAGCUUAUUUUGAAACCCUCAAAUCUGGCCAAAGGCACUGCAACCCAAGAACUAGAUGAUGAGGUGGUUGACCUGAUCCCCUUAUCAGAUGAAGAUUGUCGGAAUGCAACAGGAGGAUCUGGUAUUUCUUAUCGUGAGGAGUCUGGAAGUUGCUGCAGUCAGAGUGAAGUUAAACCUUUAAUUCUAUUCGACGAUGUGGAUAUCACUUUCCUUGAAGAUCGGGGAUUUAUUGCAGCAGUACAGCAAAUUGCUGAAACAGCAAAGGGGCCCAUAGUAUUGACAAGCAACAGUCACAAUCCUUUCCUGCCAGAUAACUUAGACAGAGAGCAGAUAUAUUUCACCCCACCAUCACAAGAGGAGCUGCUUUGCCAUUUUUUUAUGGUUUGUGCUGCAGAGAGAGUCAACAUCCAACCUUAUUUAUUAGAACGAUUUGUUGGAUGUUGUCAGGGAGAUAUGCGGAAAAUGAUUAUGCAUCUUCAGUUCUGGUGUCAGGGUCGAGCCUCUAUGAAAGCUAGGAAACGGCAAAGGACAUGUGGUUCACUGCCAUUUGAUCUUGAGGUUGGCCAUCAGAUACUUCCAAAAUUGAUACCAUGGGAAUUACCUUCUCAGUUAUCUGAGCUAGUUGAUAAAGAGAUUAGCACAUCACUAUCAAGGGAAGAAAAUUCUUGCUUAAUGGAGGCAAUUGAGGAAGAAGAAUUGGACAAGAGGGAAAUAGAAUUUAGUUUUUCACAUAACAAUGAAACGGAAACUAUAGAAGCCAAGAAGGCAAGAAUGUUGAGCAGGAAUUGCUCUAUUCAUGAAUAUGACGAGUUUAGAACACAACUUGAUACUGUUCAUGAGUUUUCUGAUAAUUCAGACACUCCAUUUUUGUGUUCUCGGCGGAAUGCUCGGGGAAAGCAGGAUAUGAUACUGUCUUCAGAUUCUGAAGAUGAAAAAAUUGGUAAUGGAUGUAAUAUAUUCAUGAAUAGAGACGGUAACAAUGAACUAUUUUUUGAAGGGAGCCUUCCAUUUACGGAGGUACCUUUUUCUGCAUCAGAUGAUAUGGAUGAGAAACUGCAUAAUUGUUCAGAAGCUGCAGGCUGCAUCCCCAUAAAUGACGAAUGCAAGUCACUUGAUGUGUCAUGUGUGCCAGAAUCAACAUUUGUUCCAGAAACUGAAAUUUACAAUGGCGCAGAGGUACAUUUAAGGGAUACAAUGGAAGAAGUUUCAGUGAGCAACAGAUUACCAGUUGAAGCUGAUUAUCUAGAUAUAUCAAAGUCAGAAAUACAAAAAGAUUCAGAUACCUUUCAAAGUAAUCAGCAUGUAGCAGAAUUUUGCGAACUAGAAGAGGUGGAUGAUUCUCAAAAUGAGCAUGUGGAGGCUGUUGCAAUCGAGAAUCAGGUGAUGGAUGAGUCUAGCCGCAUGGAUUUUCACAGACUGUCUAAAUAUGUAGAGAAGCCAAAACCGUUAGUUGUGACUGAUUUAGUCCAAAAGUCGUGGAAUAAACUUCGUGUCUGCCGUGCAGACCUAGCACAGUAUGUGAGAUCAGAAGAGCAACAGCAUCUUCAAAUUGUCAAGCUCACUGAUGAAGUGAGCAAUCUAAUUUCAGAAACAGAUGUGUUGCUUUCUAACUGUCAACCACUAACAGGUGACUCUUUAGAACCAUCAAUGAUCCCUUCUGGGGAAUCAGAUACAUACAGCUUAUAUGAUAAAUGGUUAUUGGCUUCCACAACCGCACAACAUGGAUUUUGUUUCUAUGCCAAAAACAUUGCUGCUGUUGGAUCAACCAUCGGAUCUGAAACCACGGUAGAUUUAGCCUCUGAGCUGUUGGCUUCUGCAACUGAUAUGAUGGCAUUAGGUAAAUUAGCUGGACAUGGGAUGAUAUCAAGUCUGAAUACAUGUAGUGGAAGAAAUUCAGGAAGCCUGGAAAAAACCGAUAUUUCAUCUAGAAGUGAAAACAACUCGUCCCUUGUUGAUGUAAUUCAAUCCAUUGUUCCUUCAAAAUCUUGCAUGGCAUUGAAAGGUCCUGCAUAUUAUGAAUAUCUCUCUUCAUUGCGCUGCAUGUCGAGGUCAGAAGCUUCUCGUUUAUCAGAAGAGAAUGACAAACCAAGAAAACGCAGGAGACGGGCCAAUCGACACUACUUGAGUACUGGCUCGCUGAUGCUGUCCCCUGAAGACAUAUCAUUGCUGCGUCCAAUUAACAUGUACAGAGAGAAUUCUUCUCAACCUGCGGAUGCUCUUUAGAUUUCAAUUUUGAAGCAAGCAGAAAACUAACAAGAUUGAUGCAGUACAUUUGUCAUCUUCGGUGAUUGGCUCAAGAUAACAGCCGGAGAAUUCGUAGUCAUCCUAAGGCAGACAAAUGUUAUACGCUUCAAUUUAAAUGUAUUAUUCAUUAUUCUUCCUAAUUUUAGUUCAUGUGAAUGGCCAUCCAAAGUUGCCGACCAAUAGAAUAGUAGGAGGGCUACGAUUACCACCACCAAUUUGAAAGUUAGGAUAUGCCAUAAGUACCCAUUUCUCUCAUUGUACAGGUUAAUAGUGGAAAGUGAUUUUUUGUACCAAGUGUAAGUUAUAUUCAAAUAAAGAGUAGUAGAAAACUUCUUAGGAUCAGGUGUGCGAAAU